GGCCGCUGCCCGCACAGAUCGCUAAAGCCUGGAGAGCGCGCAGCACGUCGUGCUACGGAUCACCGGGAAAUAUUAAUAAGUUUGAAGUUUCGUAAAUAUAAGUGAACGCAUCUUUAGUUACGAAUCUCAACUUUACGCGUGAAUUUUUCAGUUCAAGUGUUGUGAAUUAACUUAAAUCAAUCAAGAUGAUAUCCUUAGUGUUGUUUGUUAUGGGAGGUCUCCUCGCAUCGACAGAAGGCUGUGGUCCUGGAAAACAAUUAUUACGCUCUGGAGGAUUGUCGGCGUACGAGAAGCAAGCUAUAGUCGACGCACACAAUCGUCUGAGGCAAUCCGUUGCCUUAGGACAGGUCUCCAGCCAACCACCAGCGGCUAACAUGAUGGAAAUGGUAUGGGAUGACGACCUUGCCGCGACUGCCCAGCACUGGUCCGACCAGUGUAUCACUGCUCACGACGGUGCCUCUCAGCGGUACGACGGUCGCUUCCCCGUGGGACAGAACCUCGCCGCCACUUGGACCACUCGCCCCCCGAGCGCCAACACUGACUCCGAACCCGACUUCAACAAGCAAAUCAACGCCUGGUUCGACGAAGUACAUAUCUACGGCUUCAAGCCCAUCACAAGAGGGCACGGCACUGGACAUUACUCACAGUUGGUUUGGGGCGAGACAUCUAAAGUAGGCUGCGGUUUCACGUUCUACUACGAUCCCUCUCGAGGCUACACCAAGCUCUACGUAUGCAACUAUGGUCCCGGCGGCAACGUCAUCGGAUCCAAGCCGUACGAGAAGGGCUACCCAUCAUGCACCAACUACGGCCUCACAGAAUCCAGCAAAUACUCCGGCCUUUGCGCUGCCAGCUACACUGCUUCCACAUCUUACCAAACCGUGGACAACAGCAACAGCUACAUCUCGAACGCCAUCCCCGACAGCUCCGCCGACACCCAGGGCUUCAACUAUCAGUUCAGCAACCAGUUCUACAAUCAGUACAACAACCAAUACCAGUACAACUACCAGCAGCCCAACACCUACUACCGCCAAGAAACCUCGACCUUCAGGCCUAUCAUUAGCAUCAUCAAGACUGCCUCCAACCUGUUCAAGAAGCCACAGGUCCGGAUCGGCACCGUCUACCUAUAAGACGUGUCUCUCCCGAGCACGCUCAUUGCAGUAUUGUUUGUAAAUUAUUGUGACAGUUGUGUUACCCGACUGAUAUUCGAAACUCACAGUUUCGGAACCAUGUAUGAUAUUGUUAUUCCUUGGUUUUACAAGGAACUUAAUUAAGUUUUUCCUUCUUUACUUAAAAUGUAUUGAGUAUCCAGCAUUGUGAAGGUCUUGGUGAUUUUAUGUUAAAGUUGCGAUGCUGUCGAGAUGGCCUUCUAGUAUUAGCAGAGUGUAAGCGAAUUGUUAUUUAGAUAGAUUUAUAUUUAUAUUUUUAAAUAAAUAUUUCUUAAUACAAUA
Messenger RNA from Helicoverpa armigera (cotton bollworm), 1448 nucleotides. Its product is annotated as venom allergen 5.01. Gene Ontology annotation, cellular component: extracellular region. NCBI's taxonomy places the organism in Eukaryota, Metazoa, Arthropoda, Insecta, Lepidoptera, Noctuidae. The coding region runs from base 186 to 1127 and encodes 313 amino acids. The record is from RefSeq and is a predicted model, not a curated record. The transcript has 5 exons.